Messenger RNA from Suncus etruscus (white-toothed pygmy shrew), 2095 nucleotides. RefSeq names its product dpy-19 like 2 (gene DPY19L2). Gene Ontology annotation, cellular component: nuclear inner membrane. Gene Ontology annotation, molecular function: mannosyltransferase activity. The transcript has 21 exons. The record is from RefSeq and is a predicted model, not a curated record. Gene Ontology annotation, biological process: spermatid development. Bases 1 to 1992 code for a protein of 663 amino acids. Lineage: Eukaryota; Metazoa; Chordata; Mammalia; Eulipotyphla; Soricidae.
AUGCAGAAGGUCAUCGCAGAAGGUCAUCGCACCCCCUCCGGUCCCCCAGCCUGCCAGGUGUCACCCCAAAACCAUUCCAUGUAUCUGGUCUCUCUCGCAUUGUCUUGUGUCACCAGUUCGCUGCUUGUGGGCACCGCAUUUGACUCGGAUGAGGUGAGGGUGCACUUAAAGACACUUUUUGAGAAUGAUCGUCAUUUUUCACACCUCUCAUCUUUGGAACGGGAGAUGACUUUUCGCACUGAAAUGGGUCUUUAUUAUUCUUACUUCAAGACCAUUAUUGAUGCACCUUCAUUUUUACAAGGAUUGUGGAUGAUUAUGAAUGAUAGGAUCACUGAAUAUCCACUUGUAAUUAAUGCAGUGAAACGCUUCUAUCUUUAUCCAGAGGUGAUUAUAGCCUUCUGGUAUCGUACUAUUGUGGGAAUAACAAAUUUAUUUGGGAUAACAACUAAGACUUGCUGGAAUGUCACCAGAAAAGAAUCUCUAAGUGAAAUUCAAAGCUGUGAAGGAUUGGGAGACCCUGCUUGCUUUUAUGUUGGUGUGAUCUUUAUUUUAAAUGGAUCAGUGAUGGCAUUAUUCUUUUUAUAUGGCACAUUCCUGAGUGGGACUCAAGUUGGAGGCCUAAUCACAGUAUUAUGCUACUUUUUCAACCAUGGAGAGGCUACUCGUGUGAUGUGGACACCGCCUCUCCGGGAAAGUUUUUCAUACCCAUUUCUUGUACUUCAGAUGUAUAUUUUAAGUAUGAUACUUAGGAACUCGAAACUUAAUAAAAAGCAUUUCAUUGCACUUUGUGUGUCCAAUGUUGCUUUUAUGCUCCCCUGGCAGUUUGCUCAGUUCAUACUUUUUACACAGAUAGCCUCAUUGUUUUUCAUGUUUGUUGUGGGAUACAUUGAGCCAAGCAAAUUUCAGAAGAUCAUUUACAUGAACAUGGUGAUAAUUCUACAAAGAAAUAAAAUCCAAAAAUUGGGAUCAUCUGAGCUUAGUUUUUGGCUAAUCCAAGGUUUUGCUUGGCUGUGUGGGACAAUAUUUUUGAAAUUUAUUACAUCUAAAAUCUUAGGUGUUGCAGACCAUAUUCGUAUGAGUGAUCUUAUAGCAGCCAGAAUUUUGAGGUAUUCAGAUUUUGAUACAUUACUAUACACAUGUGCUCCUGAAUUUGACUUUAUGGAAAAGGCGACACUUGUGAGAUAUACAAAGACAUUGUUGCUUCCACUUGUUAUGAUGGUUGCUUAUUUUAUCUGUAAAAAGACCUUACGUGAUAUAUCAUGUGUCUUAUCUUCAAACACUUACCUAAGAAAACAUCUCCUUGAACAUGGUGAGCUAACGUUUCACCUGUUGCAGUUGAUAUCGUUUACCAUCAUUGCCAUUUUAAUUUUGAGAAUGAAGCUGUUUUUGACACCACACAUGUGCAUUGUGGCUUCCUUGUUUUGCUCUCAACAGCUCUUUGGAUGGCUUUUUAGCAAAUUUCGUUUUGAGAAUAUUAUCUUUGGCGUUCUUGUAUUGAUGUCAAUACAAGGGUGUGCAAACCUCCAUAAUCAAUGGACCAUAAUGGGAGAAUUCAGUAAUUUGCCUCAGGAAGAGCUGAUACAAUGGAUAAAAUACAAUACCAGACAAGAUGCUGUUUUUGCUGGUGCCAUGCCUACAAUGGCAAGCAUCAAGCUCUCUACUCUUCGCCCAAUUGUGAAUCACCCACAUUAUGAGGAUGCAGACUUAAGGGCUCGGACAAAAAUAGUUUAUUCCACAUAUAGUCGAAAGUCUGCAAAAGAAGUGAGAGAUAAACUUAAGGAUUUAUAUGUGAAUUAUUAUGUUUUUGAAGAGGCAUGGUGUGUUGUGAGAACUAAACCUGGUUGCAGUAUGCUUGAGAUUUGGGAUCUGGAAGAUCCUUCCAAUGCUGCUCAUCCUCCCUUAUGCAGUAUCUUGCUCAGUGAUGCAAAGCCUUACUUCACCACAGUUUUUCAGAAUAGCGUGUACAGAGUAUUGAAGGUUAACGCACCAUGAGUCUAUCCAUUACACUGUGGUAUAGAGAAAUGUGUGUAAAGCAAUCACUUUGGGGCUUGCAUACACUAAUAAAAUUCACAAGUUUUAUAAGGGACAUUUAAGA